AUGUCGACUGCCUCCAAGCCGCCGGCUGGCCACUUCACCAUCCUCUAUUUCGCGUCCGCUAGCUCUUACACAGCUAGGGACUCCGAGAACCUGCCGGCUCCUCUACCGGUUUCGAAAUUAUUCGAAGUGCUUGAGGUUAAAUACAGCGGUAUAAAGCCUAAGAUUUUAGAUAGCUGCCUGCUCACGAUUAAUCUCGAAUAUGUUGAUGUCACCGAUGAUUCUGCGAGUGACGUGGUCAUAAAAGAGUGUGAUGAGGUUGCAAUCAUCCCACCUGUGAGCUCUGGAUAA
Messenger RNA from Venustampulla echinocandica, 288 nucleotides. RefSeq names its product Molybdopterin synthase sulfur carrier subunit. Gene Ontology annotation, cellular component: cytosol. The record is from RefSeq and is a predicted model, not a curated record. The coding region runs from base 1 to 288 and encodes 95 amino acids. Gene Ontology annotation, biological process: Mo-molybdopterin cofactor biosynthetic process. The transcript has a single exon. Lineage: Eukaryota; Fungi; Ascomycota; Leotiomycetes; Helotiales; Pleuroascaceae.